Messenger RNA from Drosophila mojavensis, 1519 nucleotides. Its product is annotated as zinc finger protein 629. Gene Ontology annotation, biological process: regulation of transcription by RNA polymerase II. The coding region runs from base 66 to 1127 and encodes 353 amino acids. Gene Ontology annotation, cellular component: nucleus. The record is from RefSeq and is a predicted model, not a curated record. NCBI's taxonomy places the organism in Eukaryota, Metazoa, Arthropoda, Insecta, Diptera, Drosophilidae. Gene Ontology annotation, molecular function: RNA polymerase II transcription regulatory region sequence-specific DNA binding; DNA-binding transcription factor activity, RNA polymerase II-specific. The transcript is spliced from 2 exons.
GUAGUCAUAAAUUUGGUAUCUAACUGGACCUCUGUUUAUAAACAUAAUAAAGUUAUUGGCGCCCCAUGGAACUUAGAAGCAUAUUGCCAAAAACUUCAAACGCAACUAAUCAAAGCACCUCGCCUACAGUCGCACCGAACAUGAGGAAGCCCGAAACGGCACGCCUCUACUACUGUCGCUCGUGCCUGGUGGCCUUUCCCCGGUUUCUCGCCUGCAAGCUGCACGAGCAGCUGUGCGACGCGCGUUUAGCCCGGCUGCACAUAUGCAAAUAUUGCCUGACGCUGUAUGGGGAUGAGCAACUGCAUAAGCGUCACAUCCAGCGCAAGCACAUGGAUCGCCGGUAUAUGUGUUUGCAGUGUGGUACGUUUGGCAAGCGCUACAGCUCCUCGAUAUUCCUCUUCAAGCAUGUCGUAUCGUGGCAUGGCGAGCAGUCGCUCUUCUACUGCGCCAUGUGUGCGGACAACUGCAACGACGCGAAAGCAUUUAGCUGUAUGCGUGAUCUGAUUGCUCAUGCCGAGAGCGAGCACAGUCUGCACGGCGAUGGCAGCGUUGUGGACGAGACGGAGGACCUGGAGAUGCUUGAGGAGAACAUAGACGAGCUGCUGCCAACGGUUGACUGGGACGAUGAUUUAACAUUUGGCUGGCCCAUGGAUUUGGACAAAGAGUCAUGCAUUGCCGAUCCGAAGCCAAAGCCCAGCGCUUACGUCUGUCCAAUUUGUGCUAAUGGAUUUACCGGCAGCAUCAGCCUGUUAAAGCAUAUCGAAAAGUCGCAUCAGCGCGAUCCCCUGAUCUGCAUCUUCUGUGGCAAAUUGCACAAAAACCGCGAGGCAGUCAGAGCACAUUUGCAGCGCCAGCACGUCCUACUGCGCGCUCACAUCUGUAGAGUGUGCAAGGCGGACUUUACCACCGCCGAUCAUCUGUUGAAGCACCGAAGAAGCCAGCAUCUGGAGCGUGCCUUUGUCUGUCCCGAAUGCGGCAAGUCCUUUGCCCAAAUUAGUCAUCUAACUCAGCACAUGUUGUCCGAGCGUGGUCAUAUCAAACACAUCUGCGCUCUAUGCAACACGCAGUUCUUUCGCUCCAUCGAUCUCAUGCGCCACACUCAAGUCCAGCACUCACUGCAUCCCUAACAAGCGCACCUGCUGCACCCUGCGUUUGCACACACACACACACACACGCACACACACAUACGUAAAUCGGUCACGCACGCCAGCCUUAACAGUUAAAAGUUUUAAGCGCUAGCCCAAGAGACGUCGGCAAUGCUGACAGCGACGACGACGAUUCGAUCGCAGCAGCCGACAUGAGAGCGUCGCGUCCGUUACAAACUGAGAGCGUCGGAGCGCAACAACAGCAACAGUAACAGCAGCAGCGCAGCAGCAGCAGCAGUGGCAGCUAAGCCAACGGCGAAAUAAACGUUAUUGUCAUUAAAAGUCUCGCUGUUGGCCCACACAGGCGACAGUUUUGAACGAAUCGUGCUUGUGUUUGGAUUGUGCGUCGCCGUCGCCCUCGUCGUCGUCGUUAA